Daldinia loculata is the source of this 2646-nucleotide messenger RNA. RefSeq lists its product as uncharacterized. The record is from RefSeq and is a predicted model, not a curated record. The coding region runs from base 726 to 2435 and encodes 569 amino acids. NCBI's taxonomy places the organism in Eukaryota, Fungi, Ascomycota, Sordariomycetes, Xylariales, Hypoxylaceae. The transcript has 2 exons.
AUGGUAUUAUCCAACUUUCACACCUUCCACACCUUCCAUACAAAAGUAGAUCUUACAUAGUAUUAUUCUUCCCCAGCAGAUCAUCUUAAGUGAGCACGUGUGAUUGACACAUAAAUAUUGGUAGGGCUUACUGAUCUGCUACACUAGUUGUCGCAGCAGGUAAGCUAAGCUGAUGAAAUUACUAGGAUCACGUAGUCUUACCCAAUCCUCAUUAACCCUCAUCAGCCUACCCUUGUGGGAAAUCCUUGAGCUGACAAGAAACGAGUUUAGCCCGCGAACAACCCCAUGAUAAUGGGUGGUAAGAAACAAUAUCGCUCACGCCACCUCCACCAUCUUCUCUACCCAAAACAGACUCGUUUAUUUGUUUCCUGUACGUUUGGAUACCAGGGUCAUAGCGAAUUAGAACAUCGGAUUUUCUCUUCAACUCUUAUAUAAUGUAACCUGAUUGGGUAAGGCUAAGACGCGAAGGAGCGCUUCUCGUAGCCUUGCCGUUGGGGAUUAUCUAUCCUAGGUUGUUGGGUCGGAAACAAUUACCUACCUAUGCCCUCGCGAAAAUUUGGGCUGAGAUGACUUGAUCAGCCAUUUCCAUAGGGCGCCCGGAAGCGUCUUACACAACCCUCAAGUACCUCAAGUACAGGCCAACUACCUAUAGACGGGGAGACGACUGUUCUUUUCACUUCUCGCCCUCCCAUAGAAUGGCAUCGAGUACAUAAUAGGGUAUUAAAAUGAAUAAAUCUGGAGCUGCGCUCCUAUUGCUGUGGUCGCUUUGGUCGAUGGUGGGAGCAGGACUCGGCGAUGCCACGACUAAUACAGAGACGCUCAACAGGAGAGAGCAGGAGGACCGAUUAGAGAGGCUGAUGAGAUCGGAAUGGUCUAUAAUACAGAAUGAUGAAAAUGGCAAAGAUCGAAGAAGACAAUACCAACCGGCAUUGCUUACCCCGACUACAGUGGCCCUUUCUCUGCCGACAGCAACCGCAUUAGGAGACCGCCACCUCCAACAUCGCCAGGUCGGUGGGAAUGAUGAUAAGAGUAAAGAGGGCGAUGAUGAUGAUGACAAAACUCCCAAGUCACCUGCCGACGUUGUAAGCAGUCUCAUAUCCAGCAGGGUGUCAACCAGCGUAUCGAGCAGCGUGGCAGCCAGCGUUUCUGCUGCUUUUUCGACAUCGCUUGCGCAAGUCUCAGAAUCGGCAUCCAGUGCCAUCUCAUCCGCGCGUGAGGCAGCGCGCACUCUAGGACCGAUAUCACCCGCAACAGAGGCUGGUACACCAGUGACAACUGAUGUCCUCGUUACUUCGUCGCAAGCGGCUAGUAUCUCUAUCGAUGAAUUACCAGCAGUGGCCGCUACGACGGCGGGUGUCGCGAAUUCCCAAGAGAGCGCUGCUACGGCCAGCGGAAGUAACGCCCCAACCCAAGGCUCAUCACUCACCCCAGGAGCCAUCGCGGGCCUAGUCAUAGGAAUCGCAAUCGCAUCAUCAUUGCUCUCAGCUGUACUCACAUAUCUCUUCAUGCGCCGGCGCGCGAGACAACAACAAGAGCCUCAAACCAAAUUCGAACCCAGCUCACUACCACCACCACAACUCAGCCCUAACUCUGGGAGCCGCGGAUUUAUGAAUCACUCUCACUCCCACUCACUCUCUAACGACCUCUCGAUCUUCCAGAUGACAUACACCUCCCCAACACCCACAAACCACAACCGAGCGGCCAACUCCAGCGGCGACUUCACGCCAGACAUGAAGCAGCGAUCCGCUCCAGCUCCAACAACACCGGUAACCGCACCACCUGCAACAGAAUACCCAGCAAUGGCGCAAACCACACAGCACGCCACAAAGCUCUCCGCACCCCCCGCAAAACGCACCUCGCGCGUGCGCUCCCGCCCGCGCCCUCUUUCCGACCCUUCCGUCGACGACGGUCUCGGCCCCGUCUUCCCUGUCUCGCCGCUAAGCUCGGAAGGCGACGGCCCAUAUAGGAGUGGCAGCACACGCACGGACCGACGCCCGUCGCCACUAAGCUACGAGGGCGGGGGCGGUACAGUCCCCCGCUCCACAUCAGCGCGGCUAUCGCUCGCGCGCCAGCAGAGUCUUAACGGUGGACAACGGGCGCAUCUCGUACGCGUGGGCAGUCAGCGGAGUCUGGAGAGGGAAAGACAUGGCGGCGGUAGUAGUGGGCAUUUGGCUGCGUCGGGACAAGGACAGGGGCACGGCGAGGGGUUGACUAGGUUGUACUCGUUUACGACGGAUACGAGCGAGAAUGGGAAUUCGACGGGCAGUGGUGAUGCGCAGCCGCAGCAAAGUUAUAGUUAUCUACAGCCGCGGCCGCUGGUCAAGUACGCGGUCUCGAGUAAUACCGGCAAUUCCUCGCCCGGAUUACAGGUCCAGGCGCCGGUCCCGAGGAGGCCGGUUGGCCCGUAUUAUUUUGAGAAGGGGGAUAAUUAUUAGUAGCGACUAUGUGGCAACUGGAAUUGUCGGGGUGGUUGUUGGGGAUGGUGAUAUGAUAAUGAUGGGGAUAAGGGGGGGUGAGAGCUCAUCUUGGCGCUGUUACGGGGCGUGCUGGCUAGAAGAGCGCUCUGGUUGGCGUCUAGGAGCUUUAUAUCCGCCGAGCUGUCGGCGCUUGCGAUAUCUACUUUGUAAAUACCUGGUCUCGAACAUG